Phyllostomus discolor (pale spear-nosed bat) is the source of this 3892-nucleotide messenger RNA. RefSeq names its product DISC1 scaffold protein (gene DISC1). Gene Ontology annotation, cellular component: microtubule; intermediate filament cytoskeleton; mitochondrion. NCBI's taxonomy places the organism in Eukaryota, Metazoa, Chordata, Mammalia, Chiroptera, Phyllostomidae. The transcript has 14 exons. Bases 215 to 2788 code for a protein of 857 amino acids. Gene Ontology annotation, biological process: cilium assembly; neuron migration. The record is from RefSeq and is a predicted model, not a curated record.
GUGUGUGUGUGUGUGUGUGUGAGUGUGUGUGAGUGCGCGAGGGGCCGAGGCUGGAGAGGAAGCCGCCCGCCCAGCUGGGGAGCCGGAAGGAGCCCGCCCUGUCCCCCAGCCCCCUCCCCACUUCCCGUCCCGCUCCGCGACCGCUCCCCCCAGCGCGGGCCUCGGGCGCCUGGAGCCGCGCACCUCCGCACAGCUGGAGGAGCCGGCGAGGCGCAUGUCGGGCGGGGGUCCCCAGGGCGCUCCAGCCGGUGGCGGCGGGGGCCAGCGCGCAGGCAGCCAGGACGGCCGGCCACCUGCGGCGGCGUUUCGGAGGCGGCGGCUGGCACGGAAACCUGGAUACAUGAGACGCGAAGCUGCGCCCCAGAUCAGGUUCCUCUCCCCCGCCAUGGGCACCUCAUUCCGGGCCCAGGGAGGGGCAUGUGGUGAGGAGUCCCACCACUCUGAGUCCAGGGCUGGACGACAGUGUGGCCUUGAACCUGGAGGCCAGUGGCGAGGCCCCUUGGUUGGGAGCCUUCUUCCUAGGAGCACGGCAGCCCCAGCUGGAACCUUCGCGGGCCACCGAGGCCUAUCUCUGGCCCCAGCACGAGGGACCUCCGGGUUCUGUGGGAUUCAGUUCGGAGCCGGCACCAAACCGCCCAGCAGGCUGACCAGGUUGUGUGGCCCCAGGUGUCAGGGGGAGCUCCCACCCAUGGACAGUGCUGAGGCCUCUGGCCCACGUCAGGACGCCACCUGUGGUGAAGGAGCAAGGGGCACCCAGACCGAAGACUGGCCGGCCCCAGAGGAGGUGAGUGGCAGCAGCUGUGGCCUCACAAAUGGCCCCAAGGCCCCCUCAGCCCCCGCCAGCUCCCAGGCGGCCUUCACCUCCAGCUUCAGCUUCAUCCAGCUCUCACUCUGCGCUGCCGGGGAACGCGGAGAAGCCGAAGGCUGCCCGCCAUUCAGAGAGGCCGAGGACGUGGAAGCCAAGGCUGCCAGCUUGGACAGGCUCCACGAGGACCCUAGACUUUCCCCUCCCCUCUUCAGUCUCAAGGCUGCUCAGGGCUCUGCAGACUCUGCCCAGACUUCAGGGGGCAGCCCCGGGUUGGUGUGUGAGCCCCUUUCUGCGCUGGACACAGGCGCUGCCUCCUGCUGCUCCCAGGGCCCCUCAACCUUCGAGAACACCGCUCCGCACUGGGACCUGCUGCUCCGGAAGUGCGAGCCCCUGCUGCUGGAGUGCCUGCUCAGCAACCGCAGGCAGCUGGAGGUAAACUCCUUAAGACUAAAGCUUCAGAAACUCCAAGAAAAAGCUGUUGAGGAGGAUGACUAUGAUAACGCUGAGGCAUUAAAACGAAGAUUAGAAGACCUGGAGGAGGAGAAAAGCAACUUGUGCUUCCAGCUUCCUUCCAGGCAGCCGGCCCUCCGCAGCCUUCUGGUCUACCUGGGGGCACAGGCCGAGGCCACCCUGCGCCAGGCCGCUCAGCAGUUGGGCGGUGAGGACGCCCCAGCUCCACUCGGAGUGGAGCCCCCAGCUCAGGACCCCCUGGGCGUGGCCAUCACCAGGCGGGACUGGCUUCUUCAAGAAAAGCAGCAACUGCAGAAAGAAAUCGCAGCCCUCCAAGCCCGGAUGUCUGUGCUGGAAGCGAAAGAUCAACAGCUGAGAAGGGAGAUAGACUUGCAGGAGCAGCUUCUCCGGUGGCAGGGCUGUGACCUGAGUCCCCUGAUGGGCCGGCUGUCCCCCAGCGAGCUGCAGGAGGUCCGAGAGGCUGUGCAGGACACCCUGGCCUUAGCCAACCAGAUCCCCCUCCCUGCAGGACCCCCCGAAAGCAUAAGGAGCCUCCAGGACAGGAUAAAACCGCUCACUCUGUCCCUUAAAGAGAUUACUGCGAAGGUGUGCAGGACCGAGAGACUGUGCAGCACUCUCAGGAAGAAAGUUAACGAAAUCGACACCCAGCUGCCGGCGCUGCUCGAAGCCAAACUGCUCGCCGUAUCAGGCAGCCAUUUCGGGACCGCUAAGGAGCUCACGGAGGAGAUCAGAUCGCUGACCUCCGAGAGGCAAGGGCUGGAGGGACUCCUGCACACGCUGUCGGUGCUGAGCUCCAGGAACGCCCGGAAGCUGGGGAGCAUUCGAGAAGAUUACAGCCGGCUGCGCAGGGACCUGGACCACGGGAAAACGGCCCACGAGACCAGCUUGAAGGAGAAGGCUGUGAAGUACAUGGAUGUGCUCUCGGACAAACUGCGCAGCUGCACGUGUCCGCUGCUGGGAAGAGUGUGGGGAGCUGACCUGGAAGCUUGUCAGUUGCUUCUCCAGAGCCUGCAGCUCCAGGAGCCCAGAGGUAACCCGUCUGAGGCAGAGGAGAAGCAGGUGGAUGACUCAGGGGGAGCUGCCUGUGCCACUGUCCCCGGCCGCUGCCCCCAACCCUGCUCUGAAGACGAGAGGAGGACCCCUCUGCAGGCGCUCAGCGAGUGGAGGGCUCAGCCAGCCCCCUCACCUCUCCGUGCUGACAGCAAACAGAGAGAGGAAUUGUACAUCAUUUCUGCAGAACUUGGAGAAAAAUGCGAAGCCAUAGGCCAGAAGUUACUGUACCUGGAAGACCAGCUCCACGUGGCGAUCCAGAAUCACGAUGAAGACCUCAUUCAGUGUCUCAGGAGGGAGCUGCAGAUGGUGAAGGACACUCUGCAGGCCAUGAUCCUGCAGCUCCAGCCAGCGAAGGAGGUGGGAGAGAGAGAGGCAGCGGCUUCCUGUGCGACGGCCGGUGCCCUGGACAUGCUGCCCGAGGCGUGCGGGGCAGCAGAAGCAGGCCUCAGGAGGUAGGUGCUGGAGACGAUGGUGCUGAGCCUUGGGAGACCGAUGGACUUUCUCCAAGACGCGGAGCUGGUCAGCGGCCGAGCGAGAGUAGCAGAGAAGACGGGGCACUCUCAAUGGGGACUCUUCAUAAGGUCCCUUCGGUGUCUUUUUGGGACCUUGAGCAUUGGAGCCUAUUUGUCCACAUAAGAAUGCACAGUAACCUUAAGACCCUGCCCCAAGAGCCUGAGAAACUGAGCCCGGGAAUCCUCGGCUUCCCAUCCCCAGGGCGGCCCCCUGCUGUUCUGCGGCCAUGACGUCCAGGCUCAGACUGGCUUCCACACACCUGCCCACCGCCACUGUCCUCACCGGCCGUUCGUUCUGCAUCAGCCUCGAAAGCCGUGCCAGCAGCCUCCGCGGCCGCCUGAGCCUGGACAGGUUUCCUUGAAAAGCCCCAUCCACCUGGUGGGGUUCAGGAAGCAUGUGAGAAAGCAGCCCUGUGCAUCUUGGUCCACACAGGGUCUUGGGAACGCAACUUCAUGCUUUCAUUUUGAAUGUCCUCACCUUUCCUAACCUCUGCAUUUUGUCAUGUAAUUUAUUGCUUCAUGCAGUUGACUUUCUCUCACAUGAAAUCCAAACUGAUAUCCAUGUCAGGGUGCACCUUUAACUUUUUGUGUGUGUGUUCUGGAGUGUAACAGGAAAAGCUCGUCAGGGUCAUUCAUCUCAUCUUUUUGUGUAAUUGUACGGUAACAUACAUCACACAAAACAUCUCUAAUAAAGUGAUGCUUCACAAAUGGAGUAUGCGUUUACUUUCAGGUAUCAGCCAAUCAGAAAAUAAUGUAGUUUUCUCUUCCAGAGCCUUUGAUUGAGGAAAUUGAAAAUAACAUUGCCAGUUAUGUGGGGAAAAGCCAAGCCAAACGUGCCUGCUGACACCACUGGCAGUAUUCUGCUGGAGAUAUUGGCUAACUCAGGCAAGGAAAAGAAAUGAUGGUUUCAAUUUGGGAAGGAGGAGAUACAUUAAUAUUUACCGGGGACAUUCACUGUGGGCUAGAAAACCUAAGAGCAUUAACAGAAUGUUUUUAUACCAUUAACACAAUUAGUGAUGAAAAUCAACAGGUUUUAUAUACACAAAAA